This is a messenger RNA of Dendroctonus ponderosae (mountain pine beetle), 2151 nucleotides long. RefSeq lists its product as uncharacterized. The coding region runs from base 940 to 2151 and encodes 403 amino acids. The record is from RefSeq and is a predicted model, not a curated record. NCBI's taxonomy places the organism in Eukaryota, Metazoa, Arthropoda, Insecta, Coleoptera, Curculionidae. The transcript has 6 exons.
UCUAUCGAUAGAUAAUAACAGGCGUGCUCAGUCGAUGUCAAGUAGUCUAGAACGAACUGUCGAUUAAGAGAUAAUGUAGCACAGGUUGCUGAUUAAAGACUAUUAAUAAUUGACAAAAAAAGACAACAAUUUGAGUGUUGAGUGCAGUGACUACAUUUUUUUAAAUAUUUAAUUCAGGUAUUUCACAGAGGAUUCAUUGUUUCAAGUGCUUGUUUCUGCAACUGAAUGUACCGGGAACCGAAAACUUCUUAUUAAAAUAGUUUGUGGCUGAUAAUCAAGGUUCCAGUAUCAUAAACUAUUCAGUCUAGAUUAGGGGCUGUUGCGUACGACGUCUAUUAUCGUUGGUAUAUCAGAAAGCAAAUAAUCCGCAAAUGAUGAGAAUUUCUUGUUAAAGUAAUUUCCCGCACUGAAAAUUGUGCACCUUGUGGCAAAAUCACGCUUAACUUAGUGCGCCAUUCAUUCAAAUUAACCAACAGCAUCGCACACGCUCAAACUCAAUGACGAAUUCCGAAUCAAAGUCGUAAAAUUUGUUUUAGACAACAACGAAGCUGCGCCAAAUUAUCAUCUACUCAUUGUAAGACAACGACUUAAAUGAAGGCGAGACGCUUUAAAUAGCGCAUUUCUUUCAAACUCAGCUAUCCCAUUCAGUCAGCUAUCAGCCUCCAGAAAUAGCACUUGUAAAUCAAAGUUUUUUGAACCAAUUAGAACGGAAAUACCUAAUUAAGUAGAUAUUCCAGGUAUUUUUAAAACAAAAGGAACAAAACAAAAGGUGGUUCAUUGGCGCUCAUGAUAGAUAACGCGUGUGGCUGCGGUUCUUUUUUCGUCAAAGAUAUUUGCUUCUGAUCGCCCGCAUUGGUGCAGUUUUUGUUAAUCCARCUAACGCGYUUUUGUGCCMAGUGAAUGGUUUAGAAGACAUUAAAAGGUGGUUAAUUCAAGAGUAUGAGCAAUCGAAGAACGGAUUUGGAAGAGCUGCCGCUACAAACCUUUGGAGUCUACGAGAGAAGAUCGUCGAAGAAUCUCAAGGGACCCUUGCGGGUGGUGCGAUUAUGCAUCUUGGGAGUUGUGGUUCCAACCCUUAUAUUGGGAGUUCCUCUUUAUUUGAGAUACAAUGUUUACGGCGCUCAGCUUUAUCCAUUGGCCAUGUCCGAUAUGCGGAUGAUAGAUAAUAGAGUGUCCACGACAUGGUGCCAGAAGCAACGUGUUAGAACCAACACCACUUUCAAUGCGUUUCUGCUGGCGGAUUCUCCGAAACUUUCGAACAGCCUCAGAACGCUUUCGAUGGUCAGACAUCUGGUUCUGGAAGACGAUGUGAAGGAAUAUUGGGGCUUCUAUCUUCUGAAGGGAUCUUCUGUGACUGUGAACACCUGCGUGAGGUGGCCUGGAGCUUCUUUAAUAGUAAUCCGCGGUCACAGACAUCUGCACGAAUGCGCCUACAUCGGCGACGAUUCUUCGGAAGAACUGGAUGAACUGAUGGAAGCGAUCAAGGAAGGAAAAUAUGUGGGCAACACCCAGGAUCUUCAGAAGCCGGUCUCGAAUGAAUCGAUCACCAAUGAUCCGGAGCUGAUGAAGCGCCAUAGAUCGGAUGUGGAGUUUCACAGCCCUCACCAUGCCAUCAAUAAGGACAAUCACACCCUGAAAGACAAUGUGGAUAUUUCCGAUCUGAACGACUCAAAAGUCCUGAAGUCCAUCCUGGAGGCGCUCAAGCUGAAGAAGAACAAAAAGGGCCAGAAGGACCAUCCGCACUUUAAAAGAAACUCCACCAUUGCCAAAAACGAGACCGGGAACUUCAACAUCUACUCACCCGGUAAAAAUUCCUGUACACCAAUAGAGUUUUUUCAAAUAAAACUUCCAUUUAGGAAUGUUUCCUGGGCUUUGAAUGCCACGAUAGCUCAAAGCUACGACACAUUUUGGAUAGGAGUGGAAUCCCGGCCGGUGGAGAUAACGAAAAGAGGAGCCGACGAUCCACAAAUCGCCUUCCCCACACACACUCAUGAACCGACGCCGCCCAACUUUACGCCACCUCGAGUCCAAGCCACUUUGGAAAACAUCGAUCCUUUCUAUGUGGGCUGUUCGGUGGCGAAAUUGUGCUUUGGAUCACCAGCCAACUGUGUUGGAAACAAAAAUUGCAAAGCGGUAGGAAACAUUUUUUAG